This is a messenger RNA of Acanthochromis polyacanthus (spiny chromis), 993 nucleotides long. RefSeq names its product nicotinamide riboside kinase 2-like. The record is from RefSeq and is a predicted model, not a curated record. The transcript has a single exon. The coding region runs from base 439 to 993 and encodes 184 amino acids. Gene Ontology annotation, cellular component: cytoplasm. Lineage: Eukaryota; Metazoa; Chordata; Actinopteri; Pomacentridae.
CACAGUGGAGGUAGUGGUUAGCACUUUCGCCUUGCAGCAAGAAGAUCCCUCGGUUCAAAUCCCGGUAAUAAUGUUUGGUUGGUUUAAAGGACUAUUCCACCUUAAAUCUUUGAAUGUUGACCUAAAAGGUUGGUUUCAGGAAGUAUUCCACCUUCAAGGUCCUCACACAUCCACCUUAAAAGAACAUUCCACCAAAAAUUCCUGGACAUGCACCUAAAAUGUUGGUUUAACCGAGUAUUCCAUCCAAAAUCCUCAAAGAGAUCUGAGGGGCUGGUUAAAAGGAAUAUUCCACCUAUAACCUCAACUAGGGCAGUCUGUGUAGCAGCAACAGCAGAAAGAGGUCCUCUCUGGGUGGAAGAACGGCGUCUGAGUAGCAGCUCCCUUUCUGCUCUUACCUUACUCACUAAAUUCAAGCCCCAUGGAGGACUCGAGUAGUUGAUGUUUCCUGCUGCAACCUUCUCUUUUUCAGAUUUCUUCCACAUCCGAUCACUCCCGACCCAGUUUUUGUUGACUUUUUUGACUCUUUUUCCGAGCUUUGACCAAUCUGAGAACAUGAAGUACAUCAUCGGCAUCGUUGGCGUAACCAAUGGAGGGAAAACCACCCUCACCAACCACCUGAUCAAGAACCUGCCCAACUGCUGUGUGGUCCAUCAGGAUGACUUCUUCAAGCCCCAAGAUCAGAUUGAAGUUGGUGAAGAUGACUUUAAGCAGCACGAUGUCAUCACUGCUCUGGACAUGGACACCAUGAUGAGUCAGAUCUACGCGUGGCUGGAGAACCUGGUGAAGUUUGAGAAGUCUCAUGGUGUUAAUAACACCCUGAACACAGAGAUCAUCCCGAAGUCCAACCACAAGGAAGAGGAGGAGACUCACAUCCUCAUUGUGGAGGGCUUCCUGCUUCACACCUACAGGCCUUUGAUGGACGUGCUAAACCAUCGUUACUUUAUUUCCAUCUCAUAUGAAGAAUGCAAAAAGAGGAGGUGCUCUAGGGAGUAG